Sebastes umbrosus (honeycomb rockfish) is the source of this 2323-nucleotide messenger RNA. RefSeq names its product transmembrane BAX inhibitor motif containing 4 (gene tmbim4). The coding region runs from base 119 to 829 and encodes 236 amino acids. Gene Ontology annotation, cellular component: membrane. The transcript is spliced from 8 exons. Gene Ontology annotation, biological process: negative regulation of apoptotic process. The record is from RefSeq and is a predicted model, not a curated record. NCBI's taxonomy places the organism in Eukaryota, Metazoa, Chordata, Actinopteri, Perciformes, Sebastidae.
GUAGACGUCAUGACGUUGAGCCCCGUAGCCGUCAGUGUUUCCGUGUUGUGUGGCCUCAGUAAACAGCUGAUUCCUCUCUCUCUAUCUCUCUAUCCCUCUCUAUCUCUCCAUCAGCAGGAUGAGUACGGAUAAAUACCCUCGCUCUUCCAUUGAAGAUGACUUCAACUAUGGAACCAACGUGGCUACAGCCAGCGUCCAGGUCCGCAUGGACUUCCUCAGGAAGGUGUACAGCCUGCUGAGUCUACAGAUCAUCCUCACCACAGCCACCUCUGCCCUCUUCAUGUUCUCUACAACCAUCAAGGAGUUCGUCCACGACAGUCCUGCUGUGGUUCUGGUUUCAGCUCUGGGCUCUCUGGUUCUCCUGCUGGCCCUGGCCAUGUACAGACACCAGCACCCGGUCAACCUCUACCUGCUGCUCGUAUUUACUCUGCUGGAGGCGAUUUCUGUGGCCACAGCGGUGACCUUCUAUGAAUACUCCACUGUCCUGCAAGCCUUGUGCCUGACCUGUGCUGUGUUUGCUGGACUGACAGUCUACACCUUCCAGUCCAAGAGAGACUUCAGCAAACUGGGAGCAGGACUGUUCGCCUGCCUGUGGAUCCUCCUCAUCGCCGGCUGCAUGAGGUUCUUCUUCAACAGCGACAGCACCGAGCUGAUCCUGUCUGGAGCCGGAGCCCUGGUCUUCUGUGGCUUCAUCAUCUACGACACCCACAUGCUGAUGAAGCAGCUGUCUCCUGAGGAGCACAUCCUGGCCUCCAUCAACCUCUAUCUGGACAUCGUCAACCUCUUCCUGCACAUCCUGCGUAUCCUGGACUCUCUGAAGAAGCACUGAGAGCUGCAGGACCACGUCAGACACUCAGCUGGACUCACUGGUGUUAACCCCCCCGUGUUCAUGUGAGUGUCUGUCCUGAAGUCCACCAGAUGUUAGAUUGUAAAGAGGGAACCUGUCCUUCUCGGUGAACUGUCUCUACAGGCGUCUGCACUACGUACUUCUGUUUAUCUCCACCAUUACUUCUUUAUAGCUAGCUGUGCUGUUGUAUUAAGUGAAGUCGAUCUAUAUCAGUAACGUUUUCUUUGGUCUGAAAUUUAAAUGCACCCCCCAAAUGUUUUUAUUCUUAUUUUAUUCUAACGUUUUUAUCUAUUCUUUUGUUAUUAUACUGUUUGACUUGCACCAACAUAACCAAAGCAAAUUCCUAGUGUAUACCUCUUACACCUGGCAAUAAACAUCAUUCUGAUUCUGAUUCUGAUUCUGAUAUGAUGAGACGGCUCAGUGGUCCACUACCUGAUACCUGAUACCUGAUAUAGAGCCCUCUAGCGCCCCCAGCUGGCCUAUUAGCAGCUCACCUUGUGCUGUUGACACUUCCCAGUUCACUCAGUGAGUCAAAUGAAUGCAUACAUAUUUAAUAUACUACUACUAGUAUAUACAUAUACAUGGUGGUAUACACUCAGCUGCCAGUUUAUUAGGAACACUGAGCUAAACCUGAUGCAGUCUAAUACAGCAGUCCUGCAGUAAACCUUCAGGUUCUUAUAUUCAGGGCUUUGAUGGACAUUCAUUUAACUGUGUGUUCAUUUCAAACAUUAAACUACGCCCUUUUCCAAAUUCAUACAUGUUAUUGCUACGGUCUGAGACGGUAUAUAAUAUAUAAUAUAAUAAACUCAUAUUGUGAUGUCAUAGGGUAUAGAGUGGGUGGUGUUCCCCUUUAAGGGUGAGCUUCAGGACAUGUUGUCAUAUGAGGCACUAGUGGACGCUGUAACACGUUUAGAGAGGGCAUUUCUCAUCGUAUAUCUUUCCAGCUUUGGGUUUUCAUAUCUAUCUAUCAUUCCACUAAUUUAUUCUUAAACUGAGUUUAUAUUGAAUGUUUUAAAUGUAGUAGUUUAUAUUCCACCAAUAUCACUUCAUCAUGGUGUACAAGAAGACCACAACAGUUUAGUAAAGUGCAUGCCUGGGUUCAUUGAUGUCUGUGAUUGUACAUAUUCUAACGGUGUAAAUGUAACCGUGUACAGUUCAGUACUGAAGAACUGCAGUCAGUGAAGAAGUGGAAUCAUUCUGUGAGUAAUCUCAAGCAUCAGGAUGUCUAAAUGUUCUUCAUGAAUGAUUAAGAAGACCUUGUGGAAUGUUUUUCAUGUUCAAACUGCGGUUGUGUGCACGUCUUCAAUGUACUGGACUAACAGCAGAUCUAUGUCUUUCUGUCAUUGUGUUUGUUUUAUUGAUUAUGGUUUAUGAUAAUUAACUUCUGUAAACUGUUGUUAUACAUUCUUUAUGGAGCUGUCAGAAAAUAAAGAUUACCAUAUUUUCUGAUUGGAAAAAGUAUGGGCGGGAAAAUGA